Molecule: messenger RNA, 1524 nt
Organism: Dichotomopilus funicola
Lineage: Eukaryota; Fungi; Ascomycota; Sordariomycetes; Sordariales; Chaetomiaceae
Product: concanavalin A-like lectin/glucanase domain-containing protein
Exons: 3
Coding region: 1-1524 (507 amino acids)
Biological process (GO): protein transport to vacuole involved in ubiquitin-dependent protein catabolic process via the multivesicular body sorting pathway
Cellular component (GO): endoplasmic reticulum
Molecular function (GO): protein binding
Source: RefSeq, a predicted model, not a curated record
AUGGCCAACUACAGCCCGGGGCUGAAUGGCAUCGUCAUUGGCCUCUUGUCGUCCUUCGGGUCCGCGCUCUUGAUCCUUUGCAUCUUCUUAGUCUUCUACUUCUUCCGAUACACGGCGUCUGGACGCAUCUUUCUUGACCGGAUCGGCCGGCCCGGCGAAUACGAUGACGAACAAGCGUUUGCGCGCGAGGAGGCCGACGCCCUCGAGGUGAUGGACGACAUGGAACGGACCGAAUACCUCAGGGCCAAGGCUUUCAUCGCUGCGAACCCCUCUGAAUCGGCGCAAACCGAUAUAUCCCUAUCACAAUACCUAGCCAUCCAGGAAAAGGGCGUGUCGGCAUGGGAGUUCGAACCUGAAUUAGAAAUCGCCAACUGCUUUGUCGAGGCCAGGACUGAGAUUGAGUUCUUCGAUUCGGAGUGCACAGUCAUGAGCAAUCUGCCCGUCCCCAAGCAGAACGACGUCUAUUACUGGGAAACAAAGGUUUACGAAAAACCCGACAGCACGUUUCUCAGCAUAGGAAUGGCCACCAAACCUUAUCCGCUUUUCAGGCUACCAGCAACAGGUUUCCACAAGACUUCGGUCGCAUACCUUUCCAACGGUACCCGUCGCUACAACCAGCCUUUCAACGCGACCCCUUAUGGCCCCCAGAUCGUCCAAGGCGACGUUGUUGGUGUCGGAUAUCGCCCUCGAUCUGGGACCAUAUUCUUCACACGGAACGGGAAAAAAAUGGAAGAUGUGGUGCACGGCCUGAAAUCGCCAAAUUUCUUUCCUUCGAUUGGGGCAAACGGGCCUUGUACCGUGCACGUCAACUUUGGCCAGGCCGGUUUCGUGUUUAUCGAGGCCAAUGUGAAGAAGUGGGGCCUUGCCCCCAUGACCGGUUCUCUCGCACCACCACCACCUUACGGGGUAGAAACCGACACGGUCCUCCUUGCCACCGGAACGAAAGAUGGCUUCACGAGUUCUCCAGCCCGGGGUCACCAAUACAGCCACUCCGCUCAACUAUACAGGCACGGCCACAACACACCCGCUCACGGCCACGGCCACGGCCGCUCCAGGUCGGGAAAUUUCCGUAUGCUUUCUCCGACGAGCCCGGGGCCCCUCCGCAGCCCCACCGAUAUCUCCCUCGCUCAACUAGUACCGACAGAUGAGGGCGGCGAGCCCAGCAGCCGUGGUACGGGCAGGCAAACCCACGAGUUCCGGUCAAGCCCCGCUGGGCCAAGCAUACACGACCCCGAUAACCGCCCACCCCCAGAUUAUACCAGCCCCGAGCACUCAGAUGAGGAAGGGACUGAGAGUCGAAGAACAAGCAGUGAUAGCGAGAACGCGCCAUUAAUCCGUCUGACCAGAAGUCGCGGGGCAUCCUCAGCCACUGUCCGGAGUAACCACAGUAGGCCGACCCCGCCGCAAACGAGUGGCCCACCCAGCCCACCGAUCCCUACGUACCAGGAUGCGAUUCGGCAGGGAGCAGGGAGGGAACGAAGUGAUAGUACGCGGAGCACAAGGAGUGUAAGAGCAUUGCGGUGA